GGCGGCGUUGGGGGGGCGGCGCGGCGUGAUGACGCCAUCGCCGCGCGCCUCCCCGGCCGCUCCCCGACCGCCGCCGCCGUCGCCACCGGCCGGAACCGGAGCGCCGCCGCCUCCCGCACAUGCGCAUUGCGGCGCUCGCCCGUAGGCCCGGGCCUUCCAUCAGCCCGGGCCCGGGGCGACUGGCCUCGGCGGCGGCUGCCGCCCGGCGGAGGGCCAUGGGCAGGACGAUCAACUCAUAUGUAGAGUGUUGUGAGUCUAUGAAGCACCUUAGCAGUUUCUUUCAUUCUUCCUAGAAGGCCAGGUGUCACAGGAAAACUUCACUUUUUUGUUACAAGAAUUAAGCAGCAUCCAGAAACGGCAGCGGAUUACCGACCUUCUGCUGAGUGGAUGGCAGCACCCUUAAAAAUGUCUCUUCCUUCCUGGAAAUUCAGCAAAGAGUUAGCGUUCCCAGGCUGUUGGAUCUCUUCCAUGUUAAUGGAUAAUAUUUAAUAUGUGCCCUGUAAAUCCUGCCCUGGGACUCUGUGACCGGUGGGGUGCCUGAUGCCUGUAAUCCCCAUUCCCCGCCGGGUCCGUUCGUUCCACGGCCCCCACACGACCUGCCUGCAUUCGGCCUGUGGCCCGGUAAGGACCACUCACUUGGUGCGUACCAAGUACAACAAUUUCGACAUCUAUCUCAAAUCCCGAUGGAUGUAUGGAUUCAUCCGUUUCCUGCUGUACUUCAGCUGCAGCCUGUUUACCUCCAUCCUCUGGGUGGCACUCUCUAUCUUGUUUUGCCUUCAGUACCUUGGCAUCCGGAUCUUUCUGCGUUUCCAGUACAAACUCUCCAUCAUCCUCCUCUUACUGGGGCGAAGGCGGGUAGACUUCAGCCUCAUGAAUGAACUGCUCAUCUAUGGAAUUCAUGUGACCAUGCUGCUAGUGGGGGGGCUGGGAUGGUGUUUCAUGGUAUUUGUGGAUAUGUAAAUAAAACAAGCGCAUGUGGGCUGAGAAGGUGACUUUUCUUCUACCCCAAAAUGUGUCAAUAUCUUAUUUUCUUUUUUAUAUAAAUUAAUUUAUUUAUCAGUGAUACUUUUUAUUGAUAAAUUAACAUACUUGUCUCUGGAAUUUGUAUUUUUUUGAGGGUCGAGGUGCCAUUUUGAUGAUCAAAGUGCAACACUUGAUUGCGUGUUUUUUCUUUGCACAGUGCAAGUUAAUACAAAUUUCUUCUAGUCUGUAGGAGCCUACGUUGCUGCUGUUCCUGUAUUCCUGUGGGCAUGAAAAAGGCAGUGAUUUAUCUGGAGGAUAAAAGUCAGAUAACUUUGUACCCCACGCUCUUAAUCCAUCUUCACCCUUUUUCUAAAAAUGCUCCUUAAUGUUUCAGGCAUGUAAUAUGUGUCCUACUUGACCAGUGUUAUCCUUUCUCUAUGUAGUUUGCAUAUUCCCUGCUAAGAAUAUGGGGCCAAAUUCAACAGAGAGUAUAUGGGUUUGGGGUUUUUUUCCUGUUUCGUUUUUAGAUUUGUGCAAGAUGUGCGUUUGACCCACUACACUGUUCUGUUCGCUUUAAUGUAAUUAUAUAGCUUUGAAUGGCUUUGUCCUUUUCGGGCAGUUAGUGCUGAGUAAUUGAGUCUUACCCUAAUAGGAGAAAUCCAUGGGAGUAAUGGGAACAGAAUUUGAUAUUAUGUGCUCUUGAAACUCCCAGUCGUGGCAAAUAUGUUAUCAUUUUGCAGUGAUUAAGGGGAACCCAUUGCAAUGGUCCGUAGCGUUUAGGUCUUGGCAUUGGUUUUACUCUUCCCUGUGUGGAUUAUCUCACAGAGUUACUCCUGUCUUAGGGAGUAGGGUGAGAUGAGACUGUCUUAUCUAGGAGAGGUUGAAAGCAGAGUACAAUCUGAAAUGGCAAUAAAUGUUCUCUGCAAUUACAGAAAACAUUCUCCUACCUCUGCAGCAGUGAGAGUGGGGUCACUGGAGAGCUUUGCGAACAGCUCAAGAAGGGACUUAAGCAUUAAGCUGAGUUUUACUGGUCUUGAUCUAAGAUGUUAGACCGUUCCUCUGCAGUCAGUCAAGCAACUUUAUUUAUAGAGUCCAGAAGCUGGCCUAAGGUUUAUUUUUAUUCUGGUUUUGUUUGUUUGUUUUUCCUUAUAAUGGAAUAUUGGUCUUUUCCCUGUGUUCUUUGAAGAACUAUUUAAAAACAAGUUGGUAAAAAUGAUGGAGACCCUUCCCCCCCGCCCGCCUGAAACUGUUGGAGUCAAUCAUAGUGGAAUAAGUAAGACUGGAAAUACGUGACUGUUCUUUUAUGAUCUCUUUGGUCUGAGAUAUGAAUGUAUUGGAGAACAAAGCCAGUUUGCACACAGGGAAGGAUGCUUCAUAUUUCAGCUUGUGAGUAUUGCAGUCUUUUGCUGAUGUACUUUGAUUUGUAGGCUUAUGGAUGCAAAAUAGAGAAGCUUCUGCCUGAAGCCCAAAGCUAAAGCAAACCCAGAAAUGAUCUCAUUAUCAAGUGUUACGGAUAAUGCAGACUGAACACGCAGAGCCGAAUAAAUAACGGGCCGUGGUGGUGUGAACUUUAGAUUAGUCCCAUGAGAGCCAAAGGCUGUUUCUGCAGGAAAGAUGCGGUGUCAGCAUAUGUCACAAACUGGUGUCUGGAAGUUUCCUCCUAACUGCGGAGCUCCACAGAGCUUUGUUCUGGGAUUGCUCUCCGGGCUCAGCAUCCUGCAGGUCCAAGUCGCAGCUUGCUCUGCGGGCAGAGGGAAUUCCCAGUAAUUCCGAGCCCAGUGCGUUCCUCCCCAGUACAGCUGUCAGCCUGGGGCAUUGCAGCUCUGGUGUGCAGACUGUGGGACUCCCAGCCUGGCUCUGCUCAAGAAUUUCUGCAGGAAACGUGUUACAGGCGGCCAGCAAACAGCCCUGGCACGAGCUGAGAGCAGCCGGGACCAGCGCUCCCUCGCCCUUCACAGGAGAUGCAGCAGAGACUGGGCGGAGGCUGGAUGGUAGGACCUUGUUUCACCUUGGCGCGGCUCUAUUUCCGCACUCCUUAUAAUGAUGAGUAAAAGGGUGUUUUGUGGUACACAUGGGCGCUGCUGCGCUCCCCACCCCUGCCUGCUUCAGCUGGUGGGUGCUCUUUGUGACGGGUACGCUCCGUGCGACCAAACCCGUGGUAUUUUCAUUCAGGAUCCAAAGGAAGUGCAGGUCUUGGCUGUGGCCGAGUCAGGAACUUCCCUAGUUCCAACCUGCUCUUUGAAAACCCACACAGGAACAGGGUGACAUGGUGAGCUUUGAUGUAUAUGAGCUUGGAAACCGGAACACCGAUCAUGCGAUUAACACAUGAAUAGCAGGUGGUUCUUCCAAGACUAAUUUGGUCAAGCAACAAAAGUUGUGGGUACAAGGAGUCUCAUACUUACCUUUUCCAUCGUGCGUAAUUUGACUAUGAGCCACCCACUUUAUUCCAUAAAUAUGACAGCCUGAGUGAGCUUUUUUUGAGCUCUCCCCGCUAAGCAGCUGGCUGCGUGGCGGUGAUCUCCCCUUGGGAGAUCACCCAAGGAUCACUCCCUGCCCAAGGGACGUCCCCUUGGGAUCUCCCACUUCCCCAAGAGGUGGGAUGUCUCUUGAGGUUACUCCUGAAGGUUGAGAGACCCCUUCCCAACUUCAGAUCUUUGGUAAGUGACUGAUACUGCGCGUAACCUUGCAUCGCAGGGCAUUACGGUCUUGUAUUGGUAACUUUGAAUCAUUAUAUCCUCUGUGCAGUACCUAGGAGGUUGAACCUUUCCAUAGGACUUUGUUAAGCCUCACUUUUACAAACUCUUACUUCAAUAAAACCACUUUUGCUGCUACCUUUGGCGGUGGUUCUUUAAGCAGCCCAAACCUGCCCCGCGACACUCCCGCAGUGGCAGCUGAACGAAGAAGGGCUUCUGCAUUGCGGUUCAUCACUUUACUGCACGGACUUCCCGCCAGCCCGCUGCAUCCGGGCUCAGUGUGCGUACCGAGGAAGAAGUACACGUCCUUAUCGAAUCACAAAAAAAUAAUGUUUGCCAAUUGCCCAAAUGUUCCUCGAGAGAGACCUUGGGCACAGGUUGCUUAGAAGACAGCGGAAGGUGAUUCCCCAUUCCUCUUUUAGAAAGGGAGCCAAGUACCUACUCUCAGAAUGCCCCGAAUCUCAAUUGCACACAACGAUAGACAACCCAAAGAUUAAAUAAGUGAGAAGGCGGCCUCGAAGGCGUUAUGAAAUUCAAAAUACUCUCUUUCUUGGUCCUUACCAGCCCUUGGACACCUUGCAGUGCUUGGGUGGUGUGAUCCUACCAGUGCAAGGGAAGAAGUGAGGUCCCUUUGAAGUCACGCUGGCAAGGAAGAGGAAUUAAUUUUCAAAUUAUUUGUUUUAUGAUGUAAUAAUUUGAGUGUUUUAGAUCUUCGUGAGUGGAGCAGUAUUUGGCACCUUUAUGGCACUUUUCCUCUUCAAAGCAUUUUCCAACUGGCGCUAAUUAAACCUCACAACAUGCCCAGGAGAUUGCUGAAUAAGUAAGAACUUGGUAAUGGUUCAGAAUUUAAAUUCAGUGUUUUUAAAUUUGAGAUGUAUAUUUUUUAAAGCUUUUAGGAGUACUUUGACAAAAUAUUUUUUCUCAAGGAGCUGAGAUUCUUAAGAGUUUCUUACAAGCUCAAGGGGAACCAGGCCACAACUCAGGGAGGGAGAAAGAGGCAGAAUAAAUGUUAUAUUAAGUGUAUGCAAAGAAUAAGCUGGGUUAUUUUUCUCCCAUUUAGUUUAAUUAGGUUUUUCAACCUGGCAUUUUUAAUGGAGGGGGGGAAAACCCCAAACUUGCUAGAAUACAACAAAUAAGGAAACAGGGGAAGCUGAACUUUCUGCUUUUCAAGAGUCAAGCAACUCACUUACAAUGAUAUUUGCCAGAAAUAUUUCAUGUUAAGCAGGUAUUUGCAAACUGUGCCCCGCUGGCAAAGUUCAUAUUCUUUUGGAUAUUUUUUUACUUUUUCCAAAUUUGUUGGUAGUGAAAGGGAUGGAUCAGGCUCCAAAAUGUGUUAAGUCUUCCCUUCUUAUUGUAUAGAUGGCCGUAACUAAAAUCUUUUGACGUUUUCAUUUCAGCAUUCCUUCAUGCUGAUUCCGUCCUGAACAGUGAGAGCAGCUGGUUUGUUCCCUGUCUUUU
Molecule: messenger RNA, 5114 nt
Organism: Chroicocephalus ridibundus (black-headed gull)
Lineage: Eukaryota; Metazoa; Chordata; Aves; Charadriiformes; Laridae
Gene: TMEM250
Product: transmembrane protein 250
Exons: 3
Coding region: 541-960 (139 amino acids)
Source: RefSeq, a predicted model, not a curated record